Phyllopteryx taeniolatus (common seadragon) is the source of this 2834-nucleotide messenger RNA. RefSeq names its product F-box/LRR-repeat protein fbxl-1-like. Gene Ontology annotation, molecular function: protein binding. The transcript has 3 exons. Bases 17 to 1285 code for a protein of 422 amino acids. Gene Ontology annotation, biological process: SCF-dependent proteasomal ubiquitin-dependent protein catabolic process. Gene Ontology annotation, cellular component: SCF ubiquitin ligase complex. Lineage: Eukaryota; Metazoa; Chordata; Actinopteri; Syngnathiformes; Syngnathidae. The record is from RefSeq and is a predicted model, not a curated record.
UUCCGGGGGAGUAUUCAUGAGGGCGCACCUGGUGUGCUUCGACAUAGUAGUCCGUGCUAAAAAAAGAAAGAGGUGUAUAGGUCACAGUUUUGUUUACACAAUGGAUGAAUUUACAACGUGUAACCUCGACUACCUUCCAGAAAACAUUUUAAUUGACGUGCUGUCAUAUUUGAGCGUGCGCGAGCUUGUCAGAGCUGGGAGAGUGUGUAAGCGGUGGAGACGUCUCGUAAAGGAUCAGAAACUGUGGAGACUUGUCGACUUGACUGCGUGGAAAGGGAUGACAUCCCGUAUCCUGUGGGUCCUUCUGCGCCAGUAUCUCGGUGGUGGACUAAGAUGCUUACGCUUGCGUGGUUUGCUCCUCUCUGUCCGUGGAGGCACCUUCCUCUCUGAGGCUUGGCUCAAAGCUUUGUCCACAAAGUGCCCUCGCCUGAGCAAGCUCUACCUUCUGCACACGGACUUUAGAAGCCUCCCCAGUUGCCAGCUCCUACCGCCAUUUUUGAAGGUGCUGGAGCUGCAAGGCUGUGAGCUGCCUCAGGGCUUCUUCAACCAGGACCUGCCUGCUUCGUCUCAAGAGAGCAUGCAGGCAACUUCCAGCGUUAAACAGAAAGGAACAAGAUGCGGUGCACAUUCUGGGAUUUCUAUUGAAUGUUUAAUCCUCAACAAUAUUCCCUCUUUCAAGGACCAGCAUCUGCAGAGUCUAACAUCAUGGGAGAGGCUCAGUCGACUGGAGUUGUGCGACACGUUUCGUGUGACUGCAAAUGGGCUCAGAGGCUGUGCCGCCAAGGAAGGGGUCUGUGGCUUGGAAGGUCUGUUCCGGCUUAAGUUUCUGGAAAUGAGCAUCACCACGCGGCAGGGUUACCAGAGGCCAAUGGCCUCCUCAGGGUUAGGAUCGGGAUGGCUCGGACUAGAGGAGCUGAGCCUUGGCGGCAAGGAGGUGGUACCCGGGUUCCUCUGCGCCAGCCACCUCAAGGACCUGAAGCGCCUCUACCUGAAGGCCUGCACUCUCGGCGAGAUGCAGAUCGUCCACAACUGCACGAUGCUCCGCCGUCUCCCCGGCUUCCACAGACUGGAGUUUUUGGAUGUGGUCUUCCAGCCUCGGCUGUGCCCACCCGAGGGAGAGGGCGUUGGUGAGGGGGAGCAGGAGGGCGAGGAGGAGGCUGCGGGCGGUGAUAACGAGAGCAAACCGGAUAAACUGAUUAGAAAUCUGAGUCGCUCGCUGGCUGUCGUCCUGCCAUGCUGCACACUGGCCUUCAGAAAUUGCUCUGUUCAGAUAAAUCCAGAUUAAGUGAAGCAUCCAAUUUAACUAAUGAAUCAUAGCACUGUUUCAUUUAAAUCUAGACCCAAAGUUUUGGAAGAUUAAAUUGUAGAAAAGUAAUUUGGUACCCGGAAAAUACCGGUACUUUACCACAUUGUCUCCAGUAAACGGUUUCAUUACAACUCUUAGGGGAAAUGAACCUGACAUCUUUUUCUGUAUAAAGCAGAGGUUGAGAACCUACCGCCCGCGGGUCAUACAGUAGUAUCAGGCCCAUGAGAAUGUUUGAGCUGGCCUGCCACGCAGUUCUAAAAUCAAGUCAAAUCCCAGAGGACUUGCUAUAUAAUGUCCUAAAACAUUUGCCACAAAAUAUCAUAAUACAAUGGUGACUUGAGAUACAAGUUUAAUUUGUUCUGUGACUCUCAAAUCAUCUUUUCCCCUUGAAAUGAGCAGAAAUACCAUCAAUCUGUUCCAGUCUUCCCCAAAUGUUUUUGUAAUGUGUACUGUAUUUUAAUGAGGAAAAAUAGCUUGUACUUUAUAAAAAUACAGUGAUGACAUAUUUACACAGAAUUAAAAAUAAUGUAAGUGUUUUUGUGGCCUUCUUGCUGCUCUUUCUGGUGUGCCUCCCUUGGCCACCUGGGGGCAGUAUAAGACACAGAUAUAUUGUUCAAUGUGAGGUAUCAACUCCUCAGCUCAUUAGUAUGGCACCAAUAAUAGUCUUUCUUGGAAGAGGAUAAAGACUAUACGACACUGAGUACUGUUAUUUUCUGCCUACAUGUGAUGGCACCACUGCAUAUAUGCUAUUUAGCGUUAUGAUUAAACUAAUAGACUGUAAGGCAUAGUACUUAAUGUUUUGAUCAUGUGUAGAAGCAAAAUCAUGCACUGUAAAAAUGCAUUAUACAUGGGUAGAAGGGUUUUCCAGAAUUUUGAAGUCAACUUUGGGGGUGCGUAUUAUACAUGGGUGCACAUUAUACACAAGAAAUUACGGAAUCUCGAAAAACUUGUAAGUUGAGUCACUUGUAUCUCAACGCACCAAUGUAUACAAUGAAUGUGUUGCGCUGGCUAGCACAUCUGCCUCAGAGUUCUGAGGUUUGGGUAUUGGCCUUCCAGUGUGGAGUUUGCGCUCCCUGUGCAUGCGUGGGUUUCUCUGGGUAUUCCGGCUUCCUCCCACAAAAACAUAUGUUAGGUUCAUUGAAGACUCCCAAUUGUCCUUGGGUAUAAAUGUGUGGAUGGCUUGUCUACAUGUGACCAGUCCAGGGUGAACACCCCCACUCACCCAAAGUCAGCUUAAUUAGGCUUACUCCUGAUCCCGGUGAGGAUAAGCACUGUAGAAGAUAGAUGAAUGGAUGGAGUUGUUUCAAUAUUGCAUCAUAGGUUUUUCCUACAUUUCGAAAUCUGCGAAAAAGGUUCCCCACACCUUCUGUAAGGCAACAAGUGCUGUAACUUGAUAAAAGUACUACUCAGUGUCAAGAAUCUCUUGUAAAUAAGUGAGUGGUUAUAUGCAUGUGGUGAUUUGGGGUUUGGGCUGUCAGACCUUCACAUUUGUAUAUACAAUAUGAGUCUUUUAAAACAAAUGCAGUUG